This is a messenger RNA of Balaenoptera musculus (blue whale), 3657 nucleotides long. It is a transcript of the gene RAD54B, whose product is annotated as RAD54 homolog B. Gene Ontology annotation, cellular component: nucleus. The coding region runs from base 122 to 2851 and encodes 909 amino acids. Gene Ontology annotation, biological process: double-strand break repair via homologous recombination; reciprocal meiotic recombination. The record is from RefSeq and is a predicted model, not a curated record. The transcript has 15 exons. Gene Ontology annotation, molecular function: ATP-dependent chromatin remodeler activity; ATP binding; DNA translocase activity. Lineage: Eukaryota; Metazoa; Chordata; Mammalia; Artiodactyla; Balaenopteridae.
UUGGCAGCGCCGAGGCGGGAAUCUUGAGCCGCUCUGGCGUUGAGGGAGCGCUGUCUCCCCCGGUUCCUCCUGGCUGGUGGCGCAGCUUCCUUCGGAACCUCUCUGGUUAAUACUGCUGAAUAUGAGACGAUCGGCAGCACCAAGUCAGUUUCAAGGGAAUCCCUUCAAAAAGCUAAAAUUUAUACCUCCAGCAAGAAGUAAUCCAAGUCCUAAUGAAGAGGUUACAAAGCUGAAUUCAGAUAUAAAAUUAUUUGAGGUUGCUGCAAAUAAGAAUACUUUUCUGCAGUCACAAAAUGAUCCCAGAAUAUGCAGUUUUAAUCUGCCUACUGAAGAAAGUUCUAGAGGAAUUAAUCAUGAGGAUAAUUACAGGGGAAAAUAUUGCUUGGAAGCAUCUGCAAAGACAACAUCAGACCCACAUCAUACAGUUCAUUUAGCCCCUAAAGAAAUAACAGUGUCUAAGGGACAAGAAGAGGAACCUGAUAGCCUAGUUAAAUAUUUCAGUGUUGUUUGGUGUAAGCCUUCAAAGAAAAAACACAAAAAGUGGGAAGGUGAUGCUGUUCUUAUUGUAAAAGGAAAGUCAUUUACAUUAAAGGAUUUGGAAGGCAAAGACAUUGGAAGAGGCAUUGGAUAUAAAUUCAAAGAGCUUGAAAAGAUUGAAGAGGGCCAAACAAUGAUGAUUGGUGGAAAAGAAAUAGAAGUCAUGGGUAUAAUCUCUCCAGAUGAUUUCAACAGUGGCAGAUGUUUUCAGCUUGGAGGAGGAAGUUCUGCUGCCUUACGUUCUUCUCAAGCUGUCAAGAAGUGUUUCUCUAACCCUUUCAAAAGUGUCUGUAAACUAAGUUCAAAGGAAAAGAGACAGAACAGUUUCCAAAAUUGCAAACCACGCCAUGACCCAUAUGCACCAAAUUCCCUUGUUAUGCUACGACCAGAUAAUAAUCACCAGUGGAUGUUCAAUAAGAACUGUUUCCCUGUUGUGGAUGUAGUGAUAGAUCCUCACCUUGUAUUUCACCUUCGACCACAUCAGAAAGAAGGGAUCAUAUUCCUUUAUGAAUGUGUGAUGGGAAUGAGGGUGAAUGGCAGAUGUGGAGCUAUUCUUGCUGAUGAAAUGGGUUUAGGGAAAACACUGCAAUGUAUUUCGCUCAUCUGGACUCUACAGUGUCAGGGACCCUACGGUGGCAAGCCAGUAAUAAAGAAGACACUUAUUGUCUCACCUGGAAGCUUGGUGAAUAAUUGGAGGAAAGAAUUUCAAAAAUGGCUAGGAAGUGAAAGGAUCAAGAUAUUUACUGUUGAUCAGGACCACAAAGUAGAAGAAUUCACCAAAUCUCCAUUUUAUUCUGUUCUUAUCAUCAGUUAUGAAAUGUUACUUCGUUCCCUGGAUCAAAUUAAGAAUAUAAAAUUUGAUCUUCUAAUUUGUGAUGAAGGGCAUCGUUUGAAGAACAGUACCAUUAAGACAGCUACAGCCCUCAUUAGCCUCCCCUGUGAGAAAAGGAUAAUUCUAACUGGUACCCCAGUUCAGAAUGAUCUCCAAGAAUUUUUUGCAUUAAUUGAUUUUGUAAAUCCAGGAAUAUUAGGCUCUUUGCCAUCUUACAGAAAAAUAUAUGAAGAACCAAUUAUUAAAUCGAGACAACCUUCUGCUUCUGAGGAAGAGAAGGAGUUAGGAGAGAGAAGAGCAGCUGAACUUACUUGCCUCACUGGGCUCUUUGUCCUUAGAAGAACCCAAGAAGUCAUAAAUAAAUAUCUCCCACCUAAGAUAGAGAAUGUAGUCUUUUGCCGACCAGGAGCCCUACAGAUUGAACUUUAUCGAAAACUGUUGAAUUCUCAGGCUGUCAGAUUCUGUCUUCAAGGAUUGUUGGAAAACAGUUCUCAUCUAAUAUGUAUUGGAGCUCUUAAAAAACUGUGCAAUCACCCCUGCCUUUUGUUCAGCUCAGUAAAGGAAAAAGAAUGCAGCUCAACUUGGGAUGAGAAUGAAGAAAGGAAUCUAUAUGAAGGCUUGAUAAAUGUGUUUCCCGCUGAUUACAACCCGCUCAUGUUUACUGAGGAAGAGUCAGGAAAACUACAGGUGCUGUCAAAGCUCUUAGCUGUUAUCCACGAACUUCGUCCUGGUGAAAAAGUGGUGUUGGUAUCCAACUAUACACAAACCUUGAAUAUUUUACAAGAAGUAUGCAAACGUCAUGGAUAUGCUUAUACAAGACUUGAUGGACAAACACAAGUCUCUCAAAGGCAACAAAUUGUUGAUGGCUUUAAUAGUAAAUACUCUUCUGAUUUUAUUUUUUUGUUAAGUUCAAAAGCUGGUGGUGUGGGACUUAACCUUAUUGGAGGAUCUCACUUAAUUCUCUAUGACAUUGAUUGGAAUCCAGCCACUGAUAUCCAGGCAAUGUCUAGAGUGUGGAGAGAUGGUCAGAAACAUCCUGUACAUAUUUACAGACUCCUAACCACAGGUACAAUAGAAGAAAAGAUCUAUCAAAGGCAGAUCAGUAAGCAAGGUCUUUCUGGGGCAGUUGUAGACCUAACCAAGACAUGUGAUCAUAUUCAGUUUUCAGUAGAAGAACUUAAAAAUUUGUUCACAUUACAUGAAAGUUCGCGUUGUGUUACUCAUGACCUGCUUGACUGUGAAUGUACAGGAGAAAAUCAUACAGGUGAUUCAUUGGAAAAAUUCCCUGUCUUUAGAAAUUGUCAGCUUGGUACACAUCAACAGAAGUCUGACUCCCUGAAACCUGUCUCCAUGUCACAGCUGAAGCAAUGGAAACAUUUUUCUGGAGAUCAUUUAAAUCUUACAGAUCCUUUUCUUGAAAGAAUAAGAGAAAAUGUGUCAUUCUUUUUUCAGAAUAUAACCAAUCAAACUACUGCUAUAUAACCCCCUUUAAAAAAUUAAUCUAGUAAGUAAGCGUAAUUUUGGAAAACAAAUAGAAUUAUUUUAAUUAUAAUAAUAUAUUUUAUUGCAAAGUAUAUUAUAGUUUUGAUAUAAUAAUCAAAACUGAGUUUAAUUUUUGUAUAUAUUCUUAAAUAUUGAAACAUUAAAGACAUACUUCUAUCAUCCUAUAAUUGUUUAUUAAUAAUUCCAUAAUUCAUGAAGUUUCAUUAAAUAAUUUCUAAGGAAUUUUCAUAAGGAAUAUUAAAAGGUAAAACGCCCAGUUUCUAUCUUUGGGAAAUCUAAACUGAUUAGGAAUAUUAGACAUAGAUGUGGGAGACAACUGAAAAAUUUGAUAAAUUUAAGCUAUAGCUCAAAGGAGAAAGAGAAUCAGAAACUAGGAUUGCUAAUGCUGAAGAUUCAGUUGGAUAUAAUAGUUGCUGCCGGGCAGUUUGGGUGAGAAUGGUCUGUGGGUUGUGGCAGGACGGGGAGGAGUAUUGGACACUUCAAAGCACCGGUUUCUAAUCUGGGACUUCAGACUGUAAAGCCAUGUCCACCAAGCAUUGUUUGUACACUGGAUAAUGGUACAGCUACCAUCAUCUCAAGGGGUUUCUGUAGUAAUUUUUGACAUUAAAUAGAAAGUUUUAAUGUACAAAGCAAGCUUUAGACGACUGAAGUCUGCAAGAAGAAAGGAGUUACUCAUUUAAUCUUCAAUUGGGGUUUCUGUAAUCAGCUUUUGCUUCCUUUUAGGGAAAUUUCUUUUAGACUGAAUAUUGUCUUGAGGUGUUGAAUAAAGACUCAAUUGUGUAUCA